UUCUCUUUCUGUGUGUUUAUAAGGAGAAAUGGCUGAAGCCAGUAUUUCAGUGGAUCAGGGUCAGUUCAGCUGUCCAGUGUGUCUGGAUCUCCUGAAGGAUCCAGUGACUAUUCCCUGUGGACACAGUUACUGUAUGAGCUGCAUCACUGACUGCUGGAAUCAGGAGGAUCAGAAGAGAAUCUACAGCUGCCCUCAGUGCAGAAAAACUUUCCAACCAAGACCAGUUUUAUGUAAGAAUGUGGUGAUUUCUGAGAUGGUGGAGAAACUGAAUAAGAUGAGACUCCAAUCUGCUGCUCCUGCAGUUCCUCACACUGGAUCUGGAGAUGUUCAGUGUGACUCCUGCACUGGAAGAAAACAGAAAGCAGUGAAGUCGUGUCUGGAGUGUCGAAGCUCUUACUGUCAAAAUCACCUUGAACAUCAUGAGAAUCUCUUCAGUAAAAGACACAAUCUGAUGGACGCUACUGGACGACUGCAGGAGAUGAUCUGUCCUCAACAUGAUAAAAUACUGGAAAUUUACUGCCGUACUGAACAGCGGUGUAUCUGUGUGCUGUGUUUGGUGGAUGAACACAGAAAUCAUGACACUGUAUCAAUUGCAGCAGCGAGGAAAGAGAAACAGGGACAUUUGGAUGAAACACAGAGAAACAUCCAGAAGAUAAUCCAGCAGAGAGAGAAAGAUCUUCAGCAGCUGAGAGAGGCUGUGGCGUCUCAUAAGCGCUCUGCACAGACCGCAGUGGAGGACAGUGAGAGGAUCUUCACUGAGCUCAUCCGCUCCAUUGAGAGACGUCGCUCUGAGGUGAUUCAGCUGAUCAGAGAUCAGGAACGAGCUGCAGUGAGUCGAGCUGAAGAACGACUGGAGCGACUGGAGCAGGAGAUCAAUGAUCUGAAGAGGAGAGACGCUGAGAUGAAGCAGCUUUCACAAACACAGGAUCAUGUUCAUUUCCUCCAGGUAACACAGAUCUUCUCAAACACUGAGGACUUUAACAAGCUUCUGGAAUUACAGGGAGUUUAUGGCUUCACUGUCAGUUCUCAUCUGUCUUUUGAUGAAGUAGUGAAAUCUGUCUCUCAACUCAGAGACAAACUGCUGCAGUUCUGCAGCGAGGAGACAGAAAAGAUAUCUGGAAGAGUGAAAACCAUUGAGGUCAUUCUAGCUCAUGAAUAUCAGACCAGAAAGGAGUUUCUACAAUAUUACUGUCUGUUGACUCUGGAUCCAAACUCAGUGCAUCAUUGCCUUCAUCUAUCUGAGGGAAACACUGUGCUCACUGCCACUGACACACCUCUGCCAUAUCCUGAUCAUCCAGACAGAUUUGAUUGUUGGAUGCAGGCGUUGUGUAGAGAGAGUGUGACUGGACGCUGUUACUGGGAGGUGGAGUGGAGCGGCAGUGAUGGGAGACCAGGAGUGGAUAUAGCAGUGGCAUAUAAGAGCAUCAGGAGGAAGGGACGAGAUCCUAAGAUUGAUGCUGGACGUAAUGAUCAGUCCUGGAGAUUGUACUGCAGUCCAGGCUAUUGCUCAUUCUGGCACAAUAACGUUGAGAUUGAACUCCCUGUAGUGUCCAGCAGUAGAAUAGGAGUGUAUGUGGAUCACAGCGCAGGGAUUUUGUCCUUCUACAGCGUCUCAGACACAAUGAGCCUCAUCCACAGAGUCCAGACCACAUUCACUCAGCCGCUCUAUCCCAUGCUUGGACCAUAUAGAUACUCAAGGGUGAAACUUGAAAUGGCAGAGGCCAGUAUUUCAGUGGAUCAGGAUCAGUUCACUUGUCAAGUGUGUCUGGAUCUACUGAAGGAUCCAGUGAUGAUUCCCUGUGGACACAGUUACUGUAUGGGAUGCAUCUCAGGAAUCUGGAAUCGAGAGGAUCGGAUGGGAAUCUACAGCUGCCCUCAGUGCAAACAGACCUUCACACAAAGGCCUGUUUUAUACAAAAAUUUGAUGUUUGCUGAAAUGAUGGAGAAAAUGAAGAAGACAAAACUACAAGUUUCUCCUGUUUCUCCUGUUUCUCCUCCUGUUCCUGCUCCUUUUCUUGCUCCCUUUUCUUCCCCUGUUCCUGCUCCUUUUCUUGCUCCCUUUCCUGACCCUGUUCCUGCUCCCGUUCCUGCUCAUUGUCACUCUGAAUCUGGAGAUGUUCAGUGUGACUCCUGCACUGGAAUAAAACAGAAAGCAGUAAAGACGUGUCUGGAGUGUCGAAGCUCUUACUGUCAAAAUCACCUUGAACAGCAUGAGAAUCUCUUCAGAGGUAAAAGACACAAUCUGAUGGACGCCACUGGACGACUGCAGGACAUGAUCUGCCCUCGACAUGGAAAACUGAUGGAAAUGUACUGCCGUACUGACCAGCGGUGCAUCUGUACAAUGUGUUUGAUGGAGGAACACAAAAAUCAUGACAAUGUAUCAACUGCAGCAGCGAGGACAGAGAAACAGGCACAUUUGGAGGAGACAAAGAAGAAAAUUCAUUGGAGAAUCCAGAAGCGAGAGAAAGAUCUUCAGGAACUGGAAGAAGCUGUGGAGUCUCAUAAGCACUCUGCACAGACCGCAGUGGAGGACAGUGAGAGGAUCUUCACUGAGCUCAUCCGCUCCAUUGAGAGACGUCGCUCUGAGGUGAAGCAGCUGAUCAGAGAUCAGGAACGAGCUGCAGUGAGUCAGGCUGAAGGACUCUUGGAGCAACUGAAGAAAGAGAUCAAUGAUCUGAGAAGGACAGAUGCUGAGCUAAAGCAGCUUUCACAAACACAGGAUCAUGUUCGUUUCCUCCAGAGUUUGUCGUCUGUCUCUCUCUCUGGAUCUACAGACGGCUUGACUGUUAGUUCUCAUCUGUCUUUUGAUGAAGUAGUGAAAUCUGUCUCUCAACUCAGAGACAAAUUGCAGCAUUUCUCCAAGGAAACUAUAGACAACAUAUCUGGAAAAGUGAAAGCCAUCCAGGUCAUUCAGACUCCUGAACAUGAUACCAGACAAGGGUUCCUUCAAUAUUUCCAUCAGCUCACUCUGGAUCCAAACACAGUGCAUCCGUGUUUCCACCUGUCUGAGGAGAACACUGCGAUCAAAUACACCGUCCAGUACUACAGUUAUCCUGAUCAUCCAGAGCGAUUUGAAUAUGCUCAGGCGUUGUGUACAAAGGGUGUGUGUGGACGCUGUUACUGGGAGGUUGAGUACAGCGGUAGUGACGGUGUGUAUAUAGCAGUGGCGUAUAAGAGCAUCAGGAGGAAGGGGCAGAGUUUGGAGUGUGCAUUUGGAUGUAAUAAUCAAUCCUGGGCAUUGUUCUCUACUCCCUCGAGGUGCUUAUUUAGUCACAACAACAUACACUCUACACUCCCUGUAGUGUUCAGCUGUAGAAUAGGAGUGUAUGUGGAUCACAGCGCAGGGAUUUUAUCCUUCUGCAGUGUCUCAGAAACAAUGAGCCUCAUCCACAGAGUCCAGACCACAUUCACUCAGCCGCUCUAUCCAGGGUUUGGAUUACAUCUCUAUUCAGCCACAAAACUGUGCCGUCUAUACAAUUAAGUACUUACACAGUCAAGUUAAGGCUGCUCUGUACCUGCUCAAAAUUUCAGUAAAGAGUAAAGAAGUAAUGCCUCUAGUAUCAAAUUAUGAUGCUGUAAUUGCUGUGUAAAUGCAUCGGACCUCUGAGUAGUCUGUGUAAAGACACCUAAAUGCCACUUCAGAAGCGCUCUUGUGCCACCUUUGCAGUGUAAAUCUGGCAAAAUAAUGUACAUUAUAUACAGAGAUUCUACAAAGAAAUUGUCAUAUCACAUAUAUUAAAGGAUUAGUUCACUUUGAAAAUUAAAAUUUUCCUGAUAAUUUACUCACCCCCAUGUCAUCCAAGAUGUCCAUGUCUUUCUUUCUUCACUCAAAAAGAGAUUAAGGUUUUUGAUGAA
Messenger RNA from Megalobrama amblycephala (Wuchang bream), 3855 nucleotides. Its product is annotated as E3 ubiquitin/ISG15 ligase TRIM25-like. The record is from RefSeq and is a predicted model, not a curated record. Gene Ontology annotation, molecular function: zinc ion binding; protein binding. The transcript is spliced from 12 exons. The coding region runs from base 29 to 3481 and encodes 1150 amino acids. Lineage: Eukaryota; Metazoa; Chordata; Actinopteri; Cypriniformes; Xenocyprididae.